This is a messenger RNA of Humulus lupulus (European hop), 1597 nucleotides long. Its product is annotated as very-long-chain enoyl-CoA reductase. Bases 302 to 1234 code for a protein of 310 amino acids. NCBI's taxonomy places the organism in Eukaryota, Viridiplantae, Streptophyta, Magnoliopsida, Rosales, Cannabaceae. Gene Ontology annotation, molecular function: oxidoreductase activity, acting on the CH-CH group of donors. The record is from RefSeq and is a predicted model, not a curated record. Gene Ontology annotation, biological process: very long-chain fatty acid biosynthetic process. The transcript is spliced from 4 exons.
AAAUCAAAGCCUGGUCCAACAAGAGAGAAGAACACGAAAAGCCCAACUAUGUCUAGGAAGUUAAGAAUCGAAAGUUAGCUCUCCUACCCCAACUGCAUCCCAUUAAUUUACUUACCAUCUUCCAAACUAAUUCCUACCCUGAGUGAGCCUUGAUUGUCCCAUUUUGGAUCCCAUCUUUAGUCCCAUUCAUUCUCUCUCUCUCUCUCUGUGCUUCAGCUUAUUUAUGGAUCUUGCAUAAGAUUGCUCGCCAAAGUACAGAGCUUAUUGUUUUUUGGAAUUUGGUCAUUUGGGUCUUUCCAAGAUGAAGGUGAGCGUAAUCUCACGAAGCGGUAGAGAAGUAAUCAGGGGUGGCCUUGAGCUCAAUGACUCUGCCACUGUGUCUGAUCUACAGGAGGCGAUUCAUAAGCGAACAAAAAAGUUCUACCCUGCUAGGCAGCGACUUACCCUCCCUGUCCAACCGGGAUCAAAAGAGAGGCCCGUUGUCCUCAGCUCCAAAAAGGGUCUCAAAGAAUAUACCAGUGGAAACUCGAAUGACUUGACUGUAGUGUUCAAAGACCUUGGCGCGCAAGUUUCAUACCGUACUCUCUUCUUCUUCGAAUACUUGGGUCCUCUGAUCAUUUAUCCUCUAUUUUACUACUUUCCGGUGUAUCGAUACUUUGGCUUCAAAGGCGAGCGUGUCAUCCACCCUGUGCAGACGUAUGCCAUGUACUACUGGUGUUUCCACUACUUCAAACGCAUUAUGGAAACAUUUUUCGUUCAUCGGUUCAGCCAUGCCACCUCACCACUCUCCAAUGUUUUUCGCAAUUGUCUUUACUAUUGGUCCUUCGGAUCUUACAUAGCUUACUAUGUGAAUCACCCACUUUACACCCCUGUUAGUGACCUACAAAUGAAGAUUGGCUUUGGGUUUGGGAUACUAUGUCAAAUCUCAAACUUCUAUUGCCAUAUCUUGCUCAGUAAUCUGCGUGGUGCUGAUGGGAGUGGAGGAUAUCAAAUUCCACGCGGGUUUUUGUUCAACAUCGUCACUUGUGCAAACUACACAACUGAGAUUUAUCAGUGGUUGGGUUUCAACAUUGCCACACAGACAGUCGCUGGUUAUCUCUUCCUUGUGGUUGCUGCUUUUAUAAUGACCAACUGGGCCCUUGCAAAGCACCGCCGGUUGAAGAAGCUAUUCGAUGGAAAAGAUGGAAGGCCAAAGUAUCCACGCAGAUGGAUAAUACUACCUCCAUUUCUGUAGAACAUUUUGGUGAGCGAGCGAGCGAGCAGCGUCUACUAUUUCUUCUUGCCCCUAGUUGGUAUCAUGUUUUGCCUCCAACUGUAUGAAUUGUUAGAGCUCCAUUUUCACCAGAGCUGAUAUUUUUGUUUUUGCAUUUCAGUCCUAGUGUUUUUAGUUUCAGUUUAAAAAUGUAAUGGAUUUCAAAGGAUGAUUAUCAUCUUUUCUUUUUUCUUUCUCUGCUAUUUAUUCUAGAUGGCUGUGUUGUUCUCUGUACUCUUGGAUUGAAACCUUCUCCUAAAUAAUGACUUUAUACUCCUAGCAGAUAAAGACUUGGGAAGAUUGUAGAGGUUCCAAAACUUAUAUACAUACAUAUAUUUAUAUUUA